AUGGUAUAUUACGCAGUUGUGGAAGGCUUUAAUCCCGGGGUGUAUGACAACUGGCCUGCUUGUGCGGUAGAAAUAAACAGAUACAAUGGUGCUUACUACGAAGAGUUCUAUUCAGCUGAGGAAGCCCUCGACUUUCUUAAUCAAGGAGGGCCGGUAGAAUAUGUGUUUAUUGAUGGAGCAUGCCGAGGAAACGGAAUGUACGAAACGCCAGAAGCUGGUUAUGGUGUAUACUAUGGCCCCUACAGUCACCGAAAUGCGGCAGUUCCAUUAUGGACAGUUGAUCCGGAUAUGCGACCAACUAAUCAGCGUGCUGAGUUAUUGGCACUAACCCACGCAUUAGCUAAUAUAGAGCUAGAUUUGCGGAAUAAUUCUGCUGAACGCCCUGUCCGAAUUUUUUCUGAUUCCCAAUACGUGGUGAAAAGUUUCAAUGAAUGGAGCGAAAUAUGGAGAAAUAAUGGCUGGAAGAAUAAGCUGGGUUUUACCGUAACUAAUUUCGAUUUAUUCUGGAACAUUCUCGUGUACAAAGAUCUUAUAAACCAGGAGUAUGAAGCCAGAGGAUGGUAUGACAUCGAGAUAUGUUAUGUUCGAGGCCAUUGUGGUAACUUGGCAAACUACCAGGCUGAUAGAUUGGCCAAUAGAGGUGCCGAUGGGGAGGACUUUGGCUGA
Messenger RNA from Hemisphaericaspora subhashii, 666 nucleotides. RefSeq names its product ribonuclease H family protein. Gene Ontology annotation, molecular function: magnesium ion binding; RNA-DNA hybrid ribonuclease activity; nucleic acid binding. Gene Ontology annotation, biological process: DNA replication, removal of RNA primer. The transcript has a single exon. The record is from RefSeq and is a predicted model, not a curated record. NCBI's taxonomy places the organism in Eukaryota, Fungi, Ascomycota, Pichiomycetes, Serinales, Debaryomycetaceae. The coding region runs from base 1 to 666 and encodes 221 amino acids.